CUGUUGUAAGCAACAUGGACGAUGAUGGGCUGCCGAUUAUCGGUCCCGGCGUUGAUUAUGCCAAGGUCCCACCGAUCCAACAGAAGCGGACUCUUGCGUUCCUUAACUAUUUUCUAACGAGGACAACUUCGUUUCUCAACCACUUCGCGACGGUCUGCGAUGAGAAACUAGAAGACCUACUCAUCAGAAUACAGCGUCUGGAAGCCUCCAUGUGCAUAUUGGAGGCGAAGCUCUCUUCGAUUCCUGGCCUCGAAAAUGUGACGACCACCAGUGCUACUGAAGCCAAGCCGGAUGCGCACAACCAGCCGAGUACGGCACAAGCCGCUGCCAGUCAGGACCAUUCGCAGCAGCAGCAGUCAAACGGUCCAACGACCGAGACAAACGCCGAACCCGUCAAGGCGGCAGACUCGGUGACGCAGCCUUCGGCCACACCAACAAACACGGUCUCCAAGGAUCCUAGGUUCUCAAAGUACUUCAAGAUGCUCAACGUUGGUAUUCCUUUGGGUGCUGUUCAAAUCAAGAUGCGGCAGGAAAACGUGGAUCCCAGCAUACUAGAUAAUCCCGACGCACCGGCACCUCCUGGUGCUCCAACAUCUCCGUGUCCCGCACCCGCGGAUGGCAACACCACCGACGACAGCAGCCUCAGCGAUUGAUGCGACAAAGUUCCACCUUAGCAUCCACAUUCCACAUGCAGCCGUACCGGCAAUGCAGUCAGAUACAUUCACGCCAAACCAAGCCGCCACACUAGAAGAGUCGUUCAUAGGGCCUCGGAAGCACCCGCGAAGGCGCUUUUCCACGAGCCGGUGCCACCCCGACUUGCUGCGCGUGGUGCUAGACCGUA
Rhipicephalus sanguineus (brown dog tick) is the source of this 841-nucleotide messenger RNA. RefSeq names its product WASH complex subunit 3 (gene CCDC53). The record is from RefSeq and is a predicted model, not a curated record. Gene Ontology annotation, cellular component: WASH complex. Lineage: Eukaryota; Metazoa; Arthropoda; Arachnida; Ixodida; Ixodidae. The coding region runs from base 15 to 653 and encodes 212 amino acids. Gene Ontology annotation, biological process: exocytosis; actin filament polymerization. The transcript is spliced from 5 exons.